UUAACAUUGAGAUCUUUCCGAGUGUUUCGACACAGAGGAGUACAAAAUUUUUCCGCUUCGUCUACUUUCUUCUGCAUUUCCGAAGUUCCAACAAAUUUGUCAAUGGCGGAUGGAACAACCAGGAAAAUCUCAGCUUCUUCUGCAAGAGCUCACACUCGCAAACCUAAAUCCAAGUCUCCUUUAAAAAGUUCAGGGAUCUUCAAGAAACUUCUAUUGGUUUUCUUCGUGGGAAUCUUGGCUUGGGCUUAUCAGGCAACAAAGCCUCCCCCACCGAAGAUCUGUGGCUCGAAAGAUGGGCCUCCAGUUACAUCUUCGAGAAUACAGCUCAAGGAUGGAAGGUACUUGGCCUACAAUGAGUUUGGUGUGCCAAAGGAUAAUGCGAAGCACAAGAUCGUGUUUGUCCAUGGCUUCGAUACUUGCAGGCAUGACGUCUCUGCUAUAACUGCAGGGCUCUCCCCGGAUAUUGUUGAAAGCCGAGGGAUUUAUAUUGUUUCAUUUGACCGACCUGGUUAUGGAGAGAGUGAUCCUAACCCUUCCGCAACACUUAGAAGCAUUUCUUCUGACAUCGAGGAGCUUGCUGAUCAGUUGGCUUUGGGAUCCAAAUUUUACAUUGCUGGAUUCUCCUUGGGCGGGGAGAUUGUGUGGACCUUCCUUAAGUACAUUCCUCACAGGUUGGCAGGAGCAGCUCUGGUUGCACCAGUGGUGAACUAUUGGUGGAAGGGUAUUCCUUCGAACCUCACUGCAGAAGCAUAUAAGCAGCAGCUUCCUCAGGACCAAUGGGCACUUCGUGUAGCUCACUAUGUUCCGUGGCUUAACUACUGGUGGAACACCCAAAAGCUGUUUCCUGGUCUGAGUCUUAUCGUUCACAGCCCGAAAGUUCUCUCUCGUCAAGAUGCAGAACUAAUACCAAGUAUUGUCUCUAUACGACAGGAUAUUAUGGCACAGGUAAGGCAGCAGGGUGAGUUCGAGUCCAUUCACCGUGAUCUCGCAUUCGCCUUUGGGAGGUGGGAAUUCGACCCAACGGAGGUGAGAAACCCCUUUCCAGAAGGCUCAGGCUCAGUUCACCUAUGGCAGGGUGAUGAGGACUGCCUCGUCCCUGCCAUACUGCAGCGUGAGAUCGUCCGCCGGCUGCCAUGGAUUAACUACCACGAGACGGGCCUUCGGUUACAGCUCAAGGAUGGAAGGCACUUGGCCUACAAAGAAUUUGGGGUACAAAAGGAUAAUGCAAAGCACAAGAUAGUGUUAGUCCAUGGCUUCGGUGCUUGCAGGCAUGACAUGUCUAUUAUAACUGCAGGGCUCUCCCCGGAUAUUGUUGAAAGCCGAGGGAUUUAUAUUGUUUCGUUUGAUAGACCUGGUUAUGGAGAGAGUGAUCCUAACCCUUCCGCAACACUUAGAAGCAUUUCUUCUGACAUAGAGGAGCUUGCUGAUCAGUUGGAUUUAGGAUCCAAAUUUUACGUUGCUGGAAUCUCCUUGGGUGGGGAGAUCGUGUGGACCUGCCUCAAGUACAUUCCUCACAGGUUGGCAGGAGCAGCUCUGGUUGAACCAGUGGUGAAUUAUUGGUGGAAAGGUAUUCCUUCGAACCUCACUGCAGAAGCAUAUAAGCAACUUCUUCCUCAGGACCAAUGGGGGCUUCGUGUAGCUCACUAUGCACCGUGGCUUAACUACUGGUGGAACACCCAAAAGCUGUUUCCUGGUGUGAGUGUUAUCGCUCUCAGCCCCAAAAUUUUCUCUCGUCAAGAUGAAGAACUAAUACCGAGGCUGCGCUCUAUACGACAAGAGUUUGUGGCUCAGGUAACGCAGCAGGGUGAGUUCGAGUCUAUUCACCGUGAUCUGGCAUUCGCCUUUGGGAAGUGGGAAUUCGACCCAACGGAGGUGAGAAACCCCUUUCCUGAAGGCGAAGGCUCGGUUCACCUGUGGCAGGGUGAUGAGGAUCGCAUCGUCCCUGUCAUACUGCAGCGUGAGAUCGUCCGCCGGCUGCCAUGGAUUCACUACCACGAGCUACGUGGCGUGGGCCACUUGUUUCCACUUGCUGAUGGAAUAGCUGAUUCAGUCAUACAAGCACUUGUUUCUUAAGGUGCUUGCAUUAGAUUACAUGAAUUCGUAUCACAUUUUGAUAACUUUAUUGGGUUGUUUCGUCUAAUUUUAUGAGUAUUUUGUUUCAAAUCUUGUUUUCUU
Messenger RNA from Salvia splendens (bonfire salvia), 2175 nucleotides. RefSeq lists its product as uncharacterized. The coding region runs from base 103 to 2073 and encodes 656 amino acids. The record is from RefSeq and is a predicted model, not a curated record. The transcript is spliced from 9 exons. NCBI's taxonomy places the organism in Eukaryota, Viridiplantae, Streptophyta, Magnoliopsida, Lamiales, Lamiaceae.